Messenger RNA from Alternaria rosae, 1472 nucleotides. RefSeq names its product nucleophile aminohydrolase. The transcript is spliced from 2 exons. Bases 192 to 1277 code for a protein of 361 amino acids. Lineage: Eukaryota; Fungi; Ascomycota; Dothideomycetes; Pleosporales; Pleosporaceae. The record is from RefSeq and is a predicted model, not a curated record.
CAACGAAGCUCCACGUCACCUGUAUUGCGCCUCGAAGACUGUUGUGCGACCCAUCUUGCAUGGAAUCCAGAACGAACACUGUGGAUAGACAUUCACACCAGUCUUGCGCACCCAUAAAGCCUACAUCAGUCCUACGAGUUUCUGGUAUUCACAAACACCAACAUUGAACGCGCCAGAGAGUACUAAACAUCAUGUGCCGGUGGUUCGCAUACAUUUCACCAACGGAGCCGUGCCUGCUCUCCGACGUCCUCAUCACACCAGACAACAGCAUCAGCAAGCAAUGCUCUGAGCACUAUCUCCCGAAAUUACUGCCACACAACGAGGAAAAGGAUCUGGAUGACUCUCCAGAUGAGCUGAUGCGUAUGCGCAACUCUUUACUGAACAUGGACGGGCUUGGCAUUGCUUGGUACACCACAGCAAGCUCUUCCUACGUUAAGCACGUCAUGGGCCCCCGCCCCGCGCUCUACAAGUCCCAAUCCCCACCCAUCAACGACUUCAACUUCAAGUCGCUGUGCCACAACACGGAAUCGCAAUGCGUCUUCGCUCACAUCCGCGCGACCAGUGGCUCCGUCGUAACGCAAGUAAACAGCCACCCCUUCGUCUUCGGCCGCCACGUCUUCAUGCACAACGGCGUCAUCUCGAACUUCUCGUCGAUCCGCCGUGAAAUGACCUCACUCCUCUCCUUCGACGCCUACUGCAACGUACUCGGCAGCACAGACUCUGAACACGCCGCCGCCCUCUACAUGACCAACCUGACCAACAGCGCCGGCAAAGAAUCCUGGGAGAAAGCCUAUCCUCUCAAAAAGAUGCUCGAAGCCAUGCAGAAAACCGUCGUUCAGAUCCUCACUUUGCAAAAACGCACACUGGGAGAAGCUAACACCCCCAACUCCCUCAAUUUCUGCACUACCGACGGAACGAAGAUGCUUGCGAUCCGCUUCCGCAAUCACGUCUCGCAGCAGCCGCCCAGUCUGUAUUGGUCUGAGUUUGCGGGUCGCACGCUCAAUACGAAGUUCCCUGGCGACCCGGAUAGUAAGGAUGGCGGGAGUGCGGGUGCGGGAGGCGAGAUUGGCGAAGCCGGUGCGAUGGGUAAGCAUACGAUUAUCGCGUCGGAACCUACAACGUAUGAUGAGAAGGAGUGGAAUUUGAUCAAGAGAAAUUGCGCGUUGAUGGUCGAUGAAGAUGGGAUAGAAAAGGAGGUGCAGAUUGAGUAUGACGAUGGGUUGAAUGCGAGGGAUCCGAAGUUUGAUGGCCCUUCUGACGCGGCGGGUGGGAAGUAGAUGGAUGCUAGUGGUGGUGGAUCGUUGGCUCGAGAGACACAUAGGAUACGCAGUUCAUGUUGAUUGGCUGAUAAAGUCUGGAUGCUCUCAAUCUCAUGGGCCUUAUGUGACUUCUCUUCUGCCUAAAAUCACUUCUAGCGACAAGCAUACAGUGGCUUCUUCUUUCAAAACGCGCCCGCCGCCCUUCACAUAGUU